Molecule: messenger RNA, 765 nt
Organism: Lactuca saligna
Lineage: Eukaryota; Viridiplantae; Streptophyta; Magnoliopsida; Asterales; Asteraceae
Source: the annotation of a GenBank genome assembly
AUGGCCAAACUUCUUUCCAAGAGACAAAAUAAGAAGCUAAGGAAGUUAGAUAUCCAUGAUGAUUCAAUGGAUGAGGAAGUUGUUCCCGAGUCUCCAAUUCAAGAUGAUCAGAUGGGCCAUUCUUCACCUGUGAGGGAUUCUCCACUCAAGUUGAAUCUCAAGGCGACUGGAAAUCCUGAUGGCAAUGUGGCAAGUUCUAAAGUAGACACACGCAUCAAUCCAGGUGAACAAACAAAGGCGUCUACUCCGAAGCAGUCUGGCGUCAUACCACCUGAAGUGUCGACUGCCGAAUCAAUUCAUGAGGAGGUUCGCACUUCAGGAAUCACUGCGAACAUAUCUAAUAUGGAUGUAAAUGUCAUUAUGGGUGAGGAAGUAUCGAAUACAUCCACCCAAGGUAAUCCUCAUCUUGUUGUCUCCUCUACCUUCGUAACAUCUCUUGUUGAUACUAUAGUUUCUUUACCUCCAUUUCUUAUUCCUACUUCAACCAAAUCACAUCCAUCAACUCAUUCACCUACUUUUGAUAAUAUCAUGCAACAACCCAUUACUUCCUUAUUCCUAUCCCAAUCCACAGAAGGUCCCAAAACAGUUAAUGAUGAUGAAACUGAUGAUGGUGGGUUUGUGGGUUCUUUUGCUGAUAUAGAGUUUGAUCCUAAUGAGGAGGACAUUCCCGAUCACAUGUUGAUGUCUGGAAAGAAAUUUAAGAUUCUUAAUCAGAAGCUUAAUUCAUUGAUACAAUUACAAGCAGAUGCUGGGGGUAAACAUUAA